This is a messenger RNA of Odontomachus brunneus, 3664 nucleotides long. RefSeq names its product protein henna (gene Hn). The transcript has 8 exons. The record is from RefSeq and is a predicted model, not a curated record. NCBI's taxonomy places the organism in Eukaryota, Metazoa, Arthropoda, Insecta, Hymenoptera, Formicidae. Gene Ontology annotation, biological process: L-phenylalanine catabolic process; L-tyrosine biosynthetic process. Gene Ontology annotation, molecular function: phenylalanine 4-monooxygenase activity; iron ion binding. The coding region runs from base 1491 to 2837 and encodes 448 amino acids.
ACGUCAAAUUUUCCGCGGAGACCGACCAGAGAGACCCGAGCAAGAGAUAAAAAGAGAGAGCUCCUUCAUCGUACCCUCUCUGCGCCUUUUAUUGUUAAACCUUUUGAUUUUCUGCUCCUUAUUGUUCGCUCCUUAUUGGUUCGAUUUAAACGUCGGAUUAUAACAUCUCUACGUGCACAUAUCUACAUCUCUAUAACAUCUCUACAUUUCAUAACAUAUCUUACGCGGUAUGUUUUUUCGCGAGCACGCACAACUCAUCGCUCCCGACUUCUUUUGAACGCGACAAUACACUUUUGCGGUAAAUAAGUAAAUACAAAUAGAUAACGUCAUGACUCGCUACUGCCAAAUUAACUCAUCUUGGAUCCUACAAUAUACAAAUAAUUAGUCUCAAUGUCACCUAUAACAAUUAUUAAACUCACGAAUUUAAACAACGUUUAUACACAUUUACCAUUUAUUGAAUUUGUUUUUAUGCUUACACUUUAUUUAAAACAUUAGACGAAAUCUAUAAAAGGCUUUUUUGUAUCGAUCGACUAAUGAUGGAAAAUGAUUAAAUUAUUAUUUAAUAGAUUAUUAAAUUAUAUUAAAAUAUAUUUUAUAAAUUAUUAUUUAAUCCUUAUUAUAUUUAAUUAGUUUAUACAAUAAUGCGCUUGAUUGAAUGUACAGAUAAAUAGUUUAUCCCACACAACGUCUAAUCGAGACAUAUAAGACAUCUAAAAGACGUCUUAAAGAAGUCUCUCAGACGUCGGAAUAUGAGAUCUCUAAGACGUCUUUAAGACAUGUUAUGUCCCGAUUUUAGACGUUGUGUUGUGUGGGAUAACAAUGCAAAAAUUUCUUCCACGACAAAUACAUUGCUAAGUCGUGAUAAAUUAAGCAAUAAGAAUUCCAAAGCGGUAUAGCAAGUGAAAUGUUUAUUAUGAUUAAGCAUUUUUCUUUAAGAAUCGAUCGUAUGAUUUCACUAUUUUCCAAGCUGACGCUCAUGGAUAAUGGCUAUACCAAUGACGCACUCCUUCUUAGUUAUCGAGUGAGUUGCACGAGUUACCGAGCAAAUUGGCCUUGACUUCCAAAUUGCUCUCUAGAAUUAAACUGAUGUAAAGUCUCCCGCGAAUUGCAAUAUUAAAGGAGUACGUCUUUUUUUUAUAUUGAGCUAAUUUUAUCGGUUGUUUUGUCAUUCUAUGUGUGUAUUUGAACCGAUGUAACAUGUAUAGAAAAGUAGAUAAGGAAAUAAUGUGUAUGCAAAAAUAAGUAGUAAAGUGAGAAGAUUGAAAUGAGGAAAUUUCGAUGACACAGUUUAUCCUGACUGGAACAGGGAGGGAAUCUUAGUGAGCGUAUAUAAGGACUAAAGAUUGUUUAAUCACAUUCAGUCUUGACACGUCCGUUCAAUCUUACGAUUCAGCUUUUAUUUGCGUUCGAUUUUUUCUUUCACAUUUUUCAAAGUUACGCGUAAUACAAUAUUCGAGUAUUUUCAAGAUCGCAUAAAUAUCUAAUCGUAUAUGAUGGCAGACAUUGCAGAACCACCGCCAAAACUUAUACAUGGUGGGAAUUACAUCAAAGAAGGCUGGGAUUCGGCUAAAAGUAUCUGCUUGAUUUUCGGCCCCAAGGAAGAGGACGAGAUUGGCUCGCUAGGGCGAUAUCUUCAACUUUUCGCCAAACACAAAGUGAAUCUCUUACACAUCGAGUCUAGAAGUUCUCUUCGUCAAUCAAAUGGCUACGAAUUUAUGGUAGAGUGCGCACCGGGUGGCGAUAUCGCUUCGGCGAUUGAAUCUCUACGAAAUCAGUGCAGCUAUUUUUCAAUCAUCUCUAGGAAUCAUAAAGACAAUAUGAACACAGUACCAUGGUUUCCACGAAGAAUACGCGAUCUUGACAAGUUUGCUAAUCAGAUUCUAUCGUACGGUGCAGAACUCGACAGCGAUCAUCCCGGUUUCACUGAUCCCGUGUACAGAAAAAGAAGAAAAUAUUUCGCCGAUAUCGCUUAUCAUUACAAACACGGACAACCCAUUCCGAAGGUGAAAUACACACCCGAAGAAAUAGCCACAUGGGGCAUAGUCUUCAAGAAAUUAACGAAACUCUACCCGAAAUACGCUUGCAGAGAGCAUAAUCAUGUUUUCCCGCUACUUAUCGAGAACUGUGGUUAUAGUGAAGAUAAUAUACCUCAACUCGAGGAUAUAUCCAACUUUUUGAAAGAUUCAACCGGUUUCACGCUACGUCCCGUAGCAGGGCUGUUAUCCUCGCGCGAUUUUCUUGCCGGGCUGGCCUUCAGGGUGUUUCACAGCACGCAGUACAUACGACACAGCAGCAAACCGUUCUAUACGCCAGAACCGGACAUAUGUCACGAGGUUUUAGGCCAUGUACCGCUUUUCGCUGAUCCGGCCUUUGCACAAUUCUCACAGGUCAUCGGUUUAGCGUCUCUUGGUGCUCCGGAUGAUUACAUAGAAAAACUUGCCACGUGCUUUUGGUUUACGGUGGAGUUCGGACUGUGUCUGCAAAAUGGAAAAUUGAAAGCAUACGGCGCCGGUCUGCUUUCGUCCUUCGGCGAGUUAGAAUAUUGCUUAAGCGACAAGCCAGAAUUACGGACGUUUGAUCCGCCAAAGACGGCGUUGCAAAAAUAUCCGAUAACGGAAUAUCAACCCGUAUACUUCGUUGCAGAAAACUUUGAAGACGCAAAGGAAAAGAUGAUAAAAUUCGCGCAAACUAUACCAAGGAAUUUCGGCGUCAGAUACGACCCUUACACGCAGAGUAUCAACAUCAUCGAUAGCAAACAACAAGUGGAAACUCUUACAAACAACCUGAAUCAAGAAGUGCAAAUCUUGAUGGAUGCUUUGAAGAAGUUGCAACAUUAAAAUUAACUAUAAAAAGAAAAAUUCUUUGAAGAUGUUUUAUAUUGAAAAGUAAUAAUAAAAUCAACAAACUAAGAUUAUGGAUUAAAACAAACUAUAAUUCUGAUAUGUUGCACAUAUUAGAUUAUUCAUAUGGCUGAAAUUAUGCAAAUUUAAAUAUUUAAUUGGCAUAUAUAUAUAUAUAUAUAUAUAUAUAUAUAUAUAUAUAUAUAUAUAUAUAUGAAACAGAAGUUCUCAUAACAAUUGCAACACGGUGAGCAAAACUAUUAGAAACAGUUUGACUUUAACUUGAUACAAGGACACAACAUAGUUAUCUUGGUUAUUGUUUUAUCACUUUGCUAUUAUAAUUGUUAUAUAUGUUAGUUAUGAAUGUAGAUACGUAGUUCUAUGGUUAGAAUUUAAUGAAUGUAGAAUGUCUUUAGAUCAUAGGUCUGUUCGUCUUUUCAAAGAAUUUCUGCAUUAGUUUAGAUGUUCUUUUGAUUCAAACGCAAGUACAAAUUUGAUGACUAUCAGCGCUCUCUGGCUCUCUGUUUUGACAGGCCGCAGUGAGUUGUAGGUUGAGAUUAGUGUUUUUCAUAAACAAAAAACUGAAAGUAAAAUAUAAAUAAAGUUUAAAAUAAAAUUGUAAAACACAUAUACAAUAAUAUAUAACUGUUAGUUAUAAAUAAUUGUAGUAUAUAAAUGUGAGUAUUAUAUAUUGUUAUGAUGAUUGUACAAUUGAUUUUUUAGAUUGUUUUUUAUUUUAACUUAUUUUUUAUGUUGUGUCACGUAUUUAUCAUAUGUAACAGAGUUUACUCAUAUAAGAAUAAUAUAUUAAUUUUAAUAACAUA